This is a messenger RNA of Lingula anatina, 927 nucleotides long. Its product is annotated as poly(A) RNA polymerase, mitochondrial-like. Gene Ontology annotation, molecular function: poly(A) RNA polymerase activity. The record is from RefSeq and is a predicted model, not a curated record. NCBI's taxonomy places the organism in Eukaryota, Metazoa, Brachiopoda, Lingulata, Lingulida, Lingulidae. Gene Ontology annotation, biological process: RNA 3'-end processing.
UCGACGGUAACGGCAGGGGAGAGAGGAGUCCGACUGUGGCACUGGUCUGUCUUGGCGUGUAUUGCCACCUACAGCAUCUUUGGUUCAUCCGCAUGGCAAAGUUACCGACCGAACAUGAUGAACAUGGUAUCGAUAAUGCGGUCAGUCAUCUUUCGGUCUCCAAAGUUGUGGACAAUGAACAUUCGCCGAUUCUUAAAUGAAGGUUCCACAAAAGAAAUGACCUCUUCUGUACUGGAUUCAGUUCCAAAACUAGAAGAAGAUGCAGAUGUCGAGCCAGAAAUUGGUACCACAGGCCUUGAUUAUGAAGGACAACUUGAGCAGUGGGAUGAAAUUGCACGCAGAAGCCUUCUAUUUUCUUUUAAUUUGGAUAAAGAAACCCAUUCUAAGCUCUAUAACCAUCUACGGACAUUUGGGGAACUGGCUUAUCAUAUCCCCAUUGAUAAACAGCCCAAAAAGAGCCGUCACCAUGCUUUGGUUGUGUUCCAGCAAGAUGAAGCAUUGCACUUGUUUCAGGAGACAGCACUGCCCCCUGCCAAAAUUCCUAUAUCAAGACAACAAAUUUUCCUACCUGAAAAAUAUCUUAGUGGGUUGCCAGUGGGAGAAGUGCAUGAAGAACUAAGACCACAAAAGAAGAAACCUAUGGAGAAAGUCUAUAAUGACUUACAUUUUGCCAAAGAUGGGAUCACAGGGCAGAUAGAUUUACUUUACAACUCCUUGAAGGUUCAGGACACUGACAUAUUGAAAAGGUGCUUUGUGAGAGGCCAGAUGCAACACUUGUUAGAGAAGUUCUUUCCACACCUGGCUGUACAGCCAUUUGGAUCCACAAUGUGUGGACUGUCCAGUGCCUACAGCUCUGACCUGGACCUAUAUUUGGUUGACCUUAAAAACGGAAGUGGUGAUGAUGUAAGUGUAAUGUGCAGUAUUUAA